Botrytis cinerea B05.10 is the source of this 1129-nucleotide messenger RNA. RefSeq lists its product as hypothetical. Gene Ontology annotation, molecular function: hydrolase activity, hydrolyzing O-glycosyl compounds. The record is from RefSeq and is a predicted model, not a curated record. The transcript is spliced from 2 exons. The coding region runs from base 272 to 940 and encodes 222 amino acids. Gene Ontology annotation, biological process: xylan catabolic process. Lineage: Eukaryota; Fungi; Ascomycota; Leotiomycetes; Helotiales; Sclerotiniaceae.
GAUAGGUCCUUGAAAGCUUCCACAAUCAUCAGCCUAAAAUGAAGGCCAAAGAUCGGCAGCCACGAAGCUUGAAUUGGCCCUCUUUGAAUUUCAUAAUCCACUCAUCCAUCUCAGUUUUUCUUGUUCGUACGGAACUCACGUAGGUUCUUGAUCAAAUAUAUAAAGGUGGGAAUGACCAACAUACAUUUCCAGAAUCAUCAGUUUUUGUUUGAUCACUUCUUCCUUUCUAUUCAGCACAGAAUAUCAUAUCAGAUAGCAUAAAGUCAACAUCAUGAUUACCUUUUCCAGUCUUCUCGUCACAUUCUCGGCAAUUUCUACCUCGCUCGCCAUUCCGGGUUCCAUUCUCCCAAAGCGGAGCCCAAUGAAUUUUGUUCUCCAACGCAACGAAAGCUCUCUUGUUCGUCGUGCAACUCCAAAUUACGAACAAGAUUAUACGACUGGUGGAGAUGUAAUCUACACACCAUCCGGCAGCUCUUUCACUGUAGAUUGGUCAACCGAGGAUGAUUUUGUCGUUGGUCUUGGCUGGACAACUGGAUCUACUAAUCCUAUAAACUUCAGCGGCACUUUCGGCAUCGGAUCCGGCACCGCCCUCCUCUCCAUCUACGGUUGGUCCGAAAAUCCACUCGUAGAAUACUACAUCGUCGAAGACAGCGCAUCUCCCCCCAGUUUCGGAACCGUCAAAGGCAGCGUCACAAGCGACGGGUCAAGCUAUACCAUUUGGGAAAAUCAACGUGUGAAUGAACCUUCCAUUGUAGGAACCGCGACUUUUAACCAGUACAUCUCGGUGCGAUCUUCCCCGCGGAAAAGUGGGACAGUGACGGUAGAGAAUCAUUUUCAGGCUUGGGCCGCGCUGGGGAUGAAUUUGGGAACGCUUAAUUACCAGGUUUUGGCGGUGGAGGGGUGGGGUGGUGAGGGGGCUGCUACGCAGACGGUUAGUUAGGAUGGUCUUUUGGAUGGGCGUGGUGGUUCCAAGGUUUUCUACUUUCAAGCUGGUAGUAUAGGCCACCCUGAUCAAAUUUUUCGUUCGUCGAAAAUCAUUGAAUUUAGUUAUUCGGAGGUGGUUGUGAUAUUGAAGAUAGCCUAAGAAGCAAGGUAGAAAUUGGUGUGAAACCUGUGGAAGAGAAUGGAA